Lachancea nothofagi CBS 11611 is the source of this 447-nucleotide messenger RNA. The record is from the annotation of a GenBank genome assembly. NCBI's taxonomy places the organism in Eukaryota, Fungi, Ascomycota, Saccharomycetes, Saccharomycetales, Saccharomycetaceae.
AUGGGUGGUAUUCUUAGCUGCUGUUUUGGUACUCGAAGCUCAGAAACGGAACCUUUAGUACAAGAAGCCCAAAAAGGCUACGGGUCGUACGGCAAUGAAGACGAUGAGGCUUUGCAGAGGAAAAUAGAGCAAGAGGAACAGAAAUUACUAGCGCGCGAGCAAGAGCUAACUGAGAUUGUCAACAAUACAAAUGAUAAGCUGAUAGACAUUUCGAUGAUGAGCAACAGUGGGAUAGUGGUACAAAGCCACGACCUGGGCGAGGCCAUAAGCAGUGAGAAAAUAAACGGCGGCCAAGACACAAGAGCAGCGAGGUUGCAAUCCGCGGGAGCUUCAGCAGUGUCGGAAUCCCAACGCAAGGCAAUAAAGGGUUUGUACAGUAGGUUUUUUGAAAACUUAGGGCAGCAGCUCCACCUUGAUAGCGCCGACAAUCUGAUUGUAAAUUUAUAG